GUGGAGAAGAAGAAAGAAAAAAGGCAUUAAAAUUGAAGCAAAGCAGGCAGCAACCUUACAAUUUCAUUUCUCAUGUCCUUUUUGGCUUUUUCACCCACGAGAUUCUCUCACUCUCUCUCUUGUUCUUCAAAUUACUCAUCUCAACCACUGUUCAUUUCGCUCACACUUUUCUGUUUCAAGAUUCCUCCAUUAUCUCUCUCGCUUUGUUAACUUCAGUGGGUCUCUUUCCUCCUCCUCCUCCUUCCUUUCUUUCAACAUGGCUUUGUUUUAGUACCCAAAAAAUCAUGAUUCACACCAACAAACCAUGCCUCUUUCUUGCUCUCUUUUCCACUUUCACUUUCUUUUUCCCUUCUUUUGCUCUCAACACCGAUGCCACUCUCUUGAUUUCUCUCAAACGCUCCAUUCUCGGCGAUCCCUUGUCUGUUUUCGCUAAUUGGAAUGUCUAUGACGAUACCCCUUGUUCCUGGCUUGGAGUUACCUGCACCGACCUUCGAGGCUAUGGCGGCGGAUGGUCAGAUUUCCUCAGAGUCACUGCUCUCUCCCUCCCCAACAGUCAACUUCUGGGUUCCAUUCCUGAUGAGCUUGGAAGGAUCGAACACCUUCGUCUUCUUGAUCUUUCUGGUAAUUUCUUUAAUGGGUCUCUUCCCUUUACUAUUUUUAAUGCUUCAGAGCUUCGGAUUCUUUCUCUUUCCAACAAUGUUAUUUCCGGCGAGUUGCCGAUCGACAUUGGGGGUUUGAAGAGUCUUCAGGUUUUGAAUCUCUCUGAUAAUGCGUUGGCUGGGAAAGUGCCACAAAAUCUUACUGCUCUGAAGAAUCUUACUGUCGUUUCUCUGAGGAGUAAUUACUUUACCGGAGAGAUUCCGAGGAACUUUAGUUCCGUUGAGGUUUUGGAUCUGUCUUCGAAUCUGUUUAAUGGGUCUCUGCCGGCGUAUUUUGGUGGGGAGAAACUCCGGUAUUUGAACUUCUCUUACAAUAAAAUUUCAAGUUCUAUUCCGUUGGAAUUCGCUAAGAGGAUUCCAGUGAAUGUGACUAUGGAUCUUUCUUUUAAUAAUCUCACCGGAGCGAUUCCUCAGUCGAUUGCUCUGCUCAGCCAGAAAGCAGAGGUGUUCGCCGGAAAUGAAGAUCUCUGUGGGAAGCCAUUGAAACAUCUCUGUUCAAUUCCUUCUUCACUCACAACUCCCCCCAAUGUUUCUGAAACUUCAUCUUCUUCUCCAGCCAUCGCCGCCAUACCCAAAACAAUAGGCUCUGUUCCGGCAACACAGUCCCCCAGAGGUCCAAACGAUACACAAACUUCUCAGCCACAAAACACCAUGAAACCCAUCACAAUAGUUGCAAUAACCGUCGGAGACCUCGCCGGGAUCGCCAUUCUCGCCGCAGUGAUUCUCUACAUCUACCAUUACCGGAAACAUAAAACCCCCAGUUUCAAAACCGCAAAAUCCACCGACAAGAAACGGCCGAUUGACUCAGAAAAAAACCCUCAAACUAAUCAGAAAAAACCCUCAUCAUCAGUGUUGUUUUGUUUAGCCAACAAAGGAGAAGAGACAUCAGAGGCGACGAGUUCUUCAGACGGCGAAGAACAGAGAGAGAAACCCGGAAUGACCCAGGACAGAGAGAAUAGAGACAAUAAGAAGAACGGAGUACUAGUGACAGUGGACGGAGAAACAGAGCUGGAAUUGGAAACUCUGUUAAAGGCAUCGGCGUAUAUAGUUGGAGCAAGCGGGGGGAGCAUCGUGUACAAGGCGGUGCUGGAGGACGGGACGGCGUUGGCGGUGAGAAGAAUCGGCGACGUGAGCGUGGAGAGAUUGAGGGAUUUUGAGAGCCAAGUGAGAGGGAUUGCUAAGAUUCGACAUCAAAAUUUGGUGAAAAUUCGAGGGUUGUUUUGGGGAGAAGAUGAGAAGCUCAUCAUCUAUGAUUAUGUCUCAAAUGGCUGCCUUUCAACUUCCCUUCACAGAAAACCGAGUUCAUCGUCUUCUUCCCAGAGCCACCUAUCGUUUGAAGUCCGAUUAAAAAUUGCCAGAGGAAUAGCCCGAGGACUUGCCUUCAUCCACGACAAGAAGCACGUCCAUGGCAACCUCAAGCCUUCCAACAUCCUCUUAAACGCCGAAAUGGAGCCCUUAAUCGCCGAUCUCGGCCUUGACAAGCUCCUCUCCGGAAGGUCCAAGAUCGCAAUCGCCUCCAGUUCUGCACGGAACUUGGGCAGCCACAGAUCCACCCCGAAUCGCGAGAACCAAGACGGGAGCGGCGUUGGAAGCCCGUCGGUGAGCCUGGGAUCAGCGUACCAGGCGCCGGAAUCGCUGAAGAAUGUGAAAUCGAGUCCUAAAUGGGACGUGUACUCGUUCGGAGUGAUUCUAGUGGAGCUUGUGAGUGGGAAGAUUGGGACGGAGAGAGAAUUUGGGAGUGGUGAAGAGGAAGGGAGGAUUAAGAAGAUGGUGGAUUUGGCGAUCAGAGGGGAAGUGGAAGGGAAAGAAGAAGCGGUAAUGGGGAUAUUUAGAUUAGGGUUUAGUUGUGUUAAUUUGGUGCCUCAAAAGAGACCCACCAUGAAAGAGGCUCUCCAAGUUCUUGACAAAAUUGCUUCUUCUAUCACCUAAUUCGUUUCAUAAUUAUGGAGUUUUUUUUUUUUUUUUUUGUAUUUCUUUCUCUAAUUAUCUUUUUUUUUUUCUUUUUUAUAUGGUUAGGAUGGAAGGAUUUAGGUAUUGAUGUAAAGUGUGUGAGAGUUUUUUGUGGAUCAAAAUCAAUAUUGAUUUUUGAAGAAUUUAGCACAUAAAAUAAUGUGCACGUGUGUUGUGUAUAUUGGACCUUUUUUAAAUCUUUUUAUAA
Molecule: messenger RNA, 2817 nt
Organism: Cucumis sativus (cucumber)
Lineage: Eukaryota; Viridiplantae; Streptophyta; Magnoliopsida; Cucurbitales; Cucurbitaceae
Product: probable LRR receptor-like serine/threonine-protein kinase At4g37250
Exons: 2
Coding region: 285-2588 (767 amino acids)
Biological process (GO): protein phosphorylation
Molecular function (GO): protein binding; protein kinase activity; ATP binding
Source: RefSeq, a predicted model, not a curated record